Gigantopelta aegis is the source of this 2788-nucleotide messenger RNA. RefSeq names its product nicotinamidase-like. Gene Ontology annotation, molecular function: calcium ion binding. The transcript has 8 exons. Bases 65 to 1129 code for a protein of 354 amino acids. NCBI's taxonomy places the organism in Eukaryota, Metazoa, Mollusca, Gastropoda, Neomphalida, Peltospiridae. The record is from RefSeq and is a predicted model, not a curated record.
CUGCCCUUGUCAACAAAAGAAUGCGGAUUCUUGUAUUUUACUAAACAAAAGAUAAAACUUUGUCAUGAAUUACAUAGAAAAAUUUAUUAAAAGUAGUUUUAGUAUUGAUAAAAAUGUUGUAACAGAUUGUUUUCUGCACUAUGAUAAGAAUAGAGAUGGCUUUCUAGAUGCACAUGAGUUUGAAGUUUUUCUUAAUGACACGUUUAGCGAUUCUGGUGGGACAAAUAAUAUUCAGUAUGAAAUGGCAGCAGCAAUUUUGAAACAACUUGAUGAAGACCAGGACAAUAAAUUGAGCAAGUCAGAAUUCUACAAAUCUUGGAGAUAUUGGUUGAAAUAUGUAUUGAAUCCAGUAACUGCCUUGUUGGUGAUUGAUGUUCAGAAUGAUUUUAUCAAUGGAAGUCUCGCUCUGAAUGGAUACCCUGCAGGUCAUGACGGUUAUGAUGUCAUUCCAGUGAUCAACAAGAUGCUGGGUGAAAUUCCGUUCGAUGUUGUUAUGUACUCAAAGGACUGGCACCCUCCUAACCACAUAUCUUUUGGAGAAAAUGUCAAACUGAGACCCUUACACGAAACAUCAAAGGUAUCCAGUGAUGAUGCCAAAGUAGGAGACACAGUAGUUUUUAGAGGACCACCUAUCACAGAACAAUGUUUGUGGCCUACUCACUGUGUUCAGAACUCAAAGGGAGCCGAAAUUCAUUGUGAUCUUAAGAUUGUCGAAGGAUCAUAUGUGGUAAAUAAAGGAACCAACCCAGAAGUGGACAGCUACUCGGCAUUCUGGGAUAACAACAAAUUAUCACAAACAGAACUAGUCAACUUGCUUUCCAAACACCAUGUCACUGAUGUUUAUGUUUGUGGUUUGGCAUAUGAUGUGUGUGUUGGUUUUACAGCACUCCACUCAGUUGAGCAUGGUUUCCGUACAGUGUUCAUAGAAGACGCUUGUCGUGGUGUCACACAGGAAGGGAUGGAAAAAAUGUCUGAUAAUCUCAAAGGGAAUGGAAUUGUCAUAGCUCAGUCAAAUGAGGUUAAAAACCUUGUAGAAGCAAGACACCGCAAUCUACAGCUUGGCCUGCAGGCAGCCAAGAACAUGGCACUGGGCAGAGAAAUGGCACAAUCUCGUCCUUCUGUGAUCUGACGUAACAGUCAUAUGUUACUGUGAUAGCUUAAAAUAUAUACAUGUAUAUGGAAGUUAUUGUAAUCGCUUUAUAUAUUUAUGAAAGUUAAUUUGAUUGUUUUAUAUUUUUUAUUUAACAAUCACCCAGAAUUCCACAAUUAUUAUCUUAAUUAUGAUGCUUGUGAAGUAAAUGGCAGUCAUACAGAAUUCUGAUAUGCUUUGCACUUGUCAAAAAGGCAGUCAUGAAUCAUUAUCCACAAUUCUGAUUUCUCAUAAAAUGUUUCUCAACACAUUAAAAAGUGAUCAGCCAGGGGCCCAUUUCACAAAACAUUGUAAGUUUACGUCUGCAACUAGCAGUUAUACUGGCCAUAUGUUUACACAUCUUUGUCAUCUAUUUCACAAAACAUUGUAAGUUUACGUCUGCAACUAGCAGUUAUACUGGCCAUAUGUUUACACAUCUUUGUCAUCUAUUUCACACAGAAAAUUACAUCAUUGUGGAAGAUGGAGCAUUUUAAGGACAAAAGAAGAUGAAAUAUAUGUACUUCAAACUAUAUUAGUGUUCUUUUAGUGGUAAUAAGAAUUGUGGUUUAGUCGUAGAUUUACGGUUACUUGCAAAACGUGGCUUACAAUGCUUUGUGAAAUCGGGCCCUGAAUUCUAAAUAGUUUGAGUUUGCCAUGUUUUGUUAACAUUUUAAACUAUGACUAUUUGGUUAUUUUGAAAUUUGGGCCCCAAGAUUGAAAGGAAACCCACCGACACUCAUAGGCUACUUCUGCCCAACAGUGGCCAGGAAUCUUGUAGGUGCUCUAUUCCACAGACCAAAAGUACAUGUAUACAUACUGACAACAACCUGUGAUAUAUCAUGUGCAUGUCAUUUGUUGGUACUGGGAAUAAACAUAACUGUUAAAGCAGCUUGAAUAGAUCAGUUAUAUGAUCUCUUAAACCUCAGGUGUUUAGUACAGUCUCCAAUAUGUGGGGUGGCAGUACAAAAAAUAAAUUGGAGCCACAGAUAUACACUGUCUUCUUUAGGAAAACAAAAAGGGCUAGUUUUUUUGGUGUAUUAGUAUUUUGGUAUAUUGAUAAUACAGGCCCAGAACAGCACGUUUGAAUCGUAUUCAAUUCAUCUUCAUGCCCUGGACCCAGUCACUGGUGAAGUCGGAGGCUGUGCCCAGGGUGGACAUGCUUGACUCUUGAGUGGGAUUUGAAAAUAUCUUAAUCAAAAUGAGGCCAGUUUUACGUUUGUACAGAAAUGAGCAGACCGUGUUUGCCAUGACUUAAUUAGUUAGAUAAUUAGACUGAAAUGACAGAGUAGAAACUGUAUUACCCGUAUAUAUAUGUUUGCCAUGACUUAAUUAGUUAAAUAACUAGACUGAAAUGACAAGAGUAGAAACUGUAUUACCCAUAUAUAUGUAUAUGAAUCUUAAAUGAUGUAUAUUUUUAUAUUCUGGAAGUAAAAAUGUGACCUGUAAUAGGAACCUGCUGUUUAUUUUCUACUUGACCUGACCUCAAAAAAUGACAUAUUCCCCUAUGUUAGCAGUCUGGUCCUGUAUGACCUUUAAUAGGAUUUUGCUAAUUUUUUAAUUUGAAAAUACAUUAAGAUUAAGACCCUUGCCUUAAUUGUUGUGAUUUAAGUUUUUUCUGUGAUUUGCAGUCAGCCUACUAUGUCACCCCCCCCCCCCCCC